CCACAGUGUCAUGUGAGAAACUGCACUUUACUCUUCACCAGAGGAGAAUGAAACACCAACACAUCCAUCAGACGAUGAAUACUUGCACAUGAAAAAGGAAAAGCUGGGCUGUAUUAAGAAGAAACAACACAAAGGUUUAAAAUGUUAACCAGGUGGAUAACACUCACAGCGUUUCUGGCUGCAUCAGCUGAUCUUAUGAGUGCAGCUUCAGGCCCCAGCGCUCUGACUGUAACACCAACCUGCAGGUUCAAAGGUCAUCCAGAGGAAGAGCUAACAUUGAGCUGUGGAGACGAAAGAAAAACAGGUGUGGUCCAGUACUGGCACACUCCUUUUGGAGACCUUGAGACCCCUGGUUCCUUCAGUAAACUGGACCCCGUCUUCAUGCAUCAUGAUGGGAGCCUGGUGGUCCCCAACACCAGCAGUCUCCACAGCGGCUUGUACUACUGCCUCCUGCAGCACAAAGAGGGAGCUACACUAUGGUCGUACGAGCUCCAUGUUAGUCACGACAAUGAAAUACAUGAUGAACACAGCGACUAUGGGCAACAGAACUGUGGUGCGUUCAGGAUCAGAAGGGACGUCGGGUCUGCAAGGGAGCAGGAGGGUGUUUCAGAUGGAGAGUUUGCAGGAGCUGUAGCGGCUUCAGUGCUUCUGACAUUUGUGGUGGGCUUCAGCGCUGGAGCGCUGACCAGGACUCAGGUGCUCAGGUGCCUAAGGACUGUCACUAUGAAGCUGAGAUCCAUACGGCACCAACGCCAAAGUGACACACCAGACCAUGGUUCUAAAAUCAAUGUGACAAACCUGCCCCCCAUGUAUGAUAACCAGGCCUUUGAAAUGGAACAGGUGGAAAUGGAGGACUCGACAACUUGUGCAACCAUAGAUUCAACCAUUUCAUCCACAGCCUCAUUGGCCCCGGCCAAACCUCAGAGAAGCUUCCGACAGAAACAGGAGGAGCAGCAGGAAACCAAAGCCUAUCUGGAGGGAUGUGACUACAUGAAAGUGGAGGAGGAGAUGGAGCGAAGGAGUCUGGAGGAAAACAAUGAAGGGUGUGAUGUGGAGGAAGAGGAGGAAAAGGAGUUCAGAGGUUCGUUCUUUUUUUCAGAUAAAGAAGGAGGGAGUCAAACUGAAACAGAGGAGGAGUGCAGUGAGGAUCAAGAGGUGAGAGAAGAAAGAGAGAGCAAGGAGGAAAAGAGGCAGUGUGAAAAAGAGGAAAAGUUGGAGAAUAAUAGAAGCAGUGGCAGUACGGAGGAUGAAGAGGAGAGUAGAGUAAGUACAGAUGAGAUGGGAGAUACAGAGAAAGGGGGAGAGGAAAAUAGAGAAGGGGAGGAAGAGAUGAGAGAAGAGAAAGAGGCAGAAGACAGAGAAAACAAGAAAGAGGAAAAUGCAGCAGUAGAUAUUUGCAGCAGUGAUAACACAGAUGAUGAUAAACAUCAGGACACGACCAAAAAUGGCACCACAGAAGGUGAAGAAGAGGAAGCUUCAACCUCACAGCUAUCACAGGGCCGCCGCAGCCGUGUCAUCCGGCUGUAUCAGUACGACGAGGACGGUCAGCGAUACGGCCACCUUCCACAGCCCAAACCUAAUGAGCCAGGACCUGCCCCCAGACUCAAACAGCGCUCCCUCUCUCUGACACGCCUCAGCGCCAUAAUGGCAGCCGCCUCUGCAGGGCCAUUGGACACUAGAGAGACAGGGAAGGACGGGAAAGAGGAGAGGCCACACUUCCACAUGGAGAUAUAAAGACAGAGUGUCCAGUAGAAGGACAAAAUAGUGACAUUUCAGAGGAUUUGAAUCACACCCGACUUGUUAAAAGCUGUCAUUUAACCUUCAAACAACCACCUUUACAUCUAUUUUAAAUUGAAAAUUUCACUGUCAGUCUAUGACAAUGUUGUUGACUUAACACCAUUUUGGAAUUAACAUUGAGACUAGAAAACAAUCAGAAGUCACCUUUUCAUGUGAUAUGGCACAACUUGGGAUCAAUGAUGGUCACUGAUCAGUGUUUUUGUCCCUAGCUUUCAUUUAGUACAUCAUUCAAACUAGGCACCUUUUAUUUAUCUGAUCAACUAUCCAAAGGUCCUACCAGGUCAACAGAUUGUUG
Messenger RNA from Cheilinus undulatus (humphead wrasse), 2092 nucleotides. RefSeq lists its product as uncharacterized. NCBI's taxonomy places the organism in Eukaryota, Metazoa, Chordata, Actinopteri, Labriformes, Labridae. Bases 142 to 1734 code for a protein of 530 amino acids. The record is from RefSeq and is a predicted model, not a curated record. The transcript is spliced from 4 exons.